AUGAGUUAUUCCAGCGGUCGCGAGCACUACCACGAACCUCUUCCCCUCCGUUCUGGGACUCAGCCACACCAUGCCCUACUCUUCUCGCAGCGUCCUCGCGACAACAGGCCUGAGCCCAUCGAUCUCAGUUUGAUCUCCAAGUUCGACGAUUACAAUCUCCCUCUUACUUAUGCGUCGCCUCCGGGUCCUACCACUGCAGAGUUACAAGCAGAGAUCAACGCAGAGUUCGGCGCUCUUAUAGGAAACAGGACGCAGCCUGGGGGAGAAGAGUUCCUACAACAGAGGGCUCGCCUUCGUCACGUCCCAAAGAUCGAGCGUCCUUCGGUUAAUAUCCUGGAACCUCCUUCUCGGGGAUAUUGGGCGCCUCUCUCUUCAAGCUUUGAAAUCCUCCCGUCCGAGGGCAGCGCAUCACCAACUUCAGAAUAUCGUACUCCGGCGCGAAUUCGAAAACGCUUUCCCAGAACUCUAGACCUCGAAUUGGCAGAUCAAUUUCAACGACCUCCCUAUGGAAGCAGCUCAUCAUCGCCUCAGUACAGUCCAGGGUCUUCAUCUGACAGCGACAGUUCAGUCCUGUAUAUGCGUCCGAUAGAGCGCGUUCCCCUUCUCCCUUCCACUGCCAGAUCACCGAAUGCUGGUGCCGCGAGGCCAUUUGAUACGCUACAACAUGUCACUCGACAUCCCCACAGACGCAGUUCAUACUUGAAUGACCGCUAUAGUUAUUCAACGGGAGAGGAACACAGGCCAUCCAAGGAAGACGCCAGGGAGACGUGGGGUCGCGCAUGUCUCGACUGCUUGUUCUUCGGUGUCUUGUUGGUGUUAUUCACGUUCGCUAUCUUUUCGUAUGCUUGCAUCGUUCUUUUGUUUUUCCGCAACUGGUCACGUACAUAA
Messenger RNA from Fusarium fujikuroi IMI 58289, 888 nucleotides. RefSeq lists its product as uncharacterized. Bases 1 to 888 code for a protein of 295 amino acids. Lineage: Eukaryota; Fungi; Ascomycota; Sordariomycetes; Hypocreales; Nectriaceae. The record is from RefSeq and is a predicted model, not a curated record. The transcript has a single exon.